CACGAAGCACCUCCCACCAAAACAGUUCAAUUUUAAAUUCAAACGGCCGGAAACCGCGGAUUGGAGACAACCUUUAAGAAAACUCAGCGUUAGUUAAUUAAGAAGAUGUCCCGCCUGCCAGUCAGUGCAAGCAAGAGGGUCCUUCUGACGAGCAGCAGCAGCUCCGACAAUGGACAAGACAUGCCUCCUGCUCAGAAGAAGAUUCGCAAGAACCCCGAGCCUGUCAAGCCACAUGCAGCAGCUACAAUCAUCAGCGGCAGGCGGCCUCCUGUUGCAGCAACCAGGGCUCCCAUUUCGAGGCCAGUCCGCGGUGUGGGAGCCGCCACCGUGGCUGUUGGUCCUUCCAGAGGUGUCCUGAAACAAUCGAUAGCUUCAACAGCACCAAAGGGGGUCAACGUGAAACCAACGGCUGCACCCACAGCCCCCAAAACAGGUGCAGGCGGGGGCUCCAAGCGCCACGCAUGGGACUUCAAGGGCAAGGUCAGCGACAUGGAGGGUAAGAUCAAAAACUACCAGACCAAGGUCAAGACGACCAACCAGGAGAACGAGGAGCUGAGGAGCACGAUGGCCCAGACCCAGUCGAGAGUGUCUGAGAUGGAAAAUAAGCUUGAGAAGCAGAAGAGGCAGAUCAGUGAGUACGAGGCGGAGCUGCAGGCGUUGUCCGGUGUGCGGGAUGAGCUGGAGAUGGUGUCCAGUGACAAGUGCACUCUUGAAAAGGAGCUUUCCAGUUUGGAGAGCAAAUACAAGGUCAUGGAGACUCUGCGGGACAGCCAGGAGACCGAGCUGCAAACGCUCAAGAUGAAGCUGUCGGUCCAGGAGUCGACCAUGGCCCGCCUCCAGGCGGCCCUCAGAGACUCUGAGGAGGAGGUCCGCUCCCUCAAGGACACUGUGGUCCAGCAGAAGGACGAGCUUCAUGCCGGGGAGAUGGAGCGCAGGCAGCUCCACAACACCAUCCAGGAGCUCAAGGGUAACAUCAGGGUCUUUUGCAGGGUGCGCCCUCUGGUGGAGGGAGGCCUCAGCAAGCACAUUCAGCUCUCAGCCAGCGACAACAAGACGAUAACGCUGGCCAAGACCGAGGAGUCUCACACAGGCAAAGCUGCUGACACUCACAAGAAUUACAACUUCAGUUUUGACCGAGUGUUUGGCCCCCAGUCUUUGCAACAAGAGGUGUUCGAAGAGAUCUCGCUGCUGGUUCAGUCCGCACUGGACGGCUACAACGUCUGCUGCUUCGCUUAUGGCCAGACGGGCAGCGGGAAGACCUACACCAUGGAGGGGGACGAGCACGACGAGUCCCGGGGGGUCAUUCCCAGAGCCGUGAAGCAAAUCUUCAGAGCGGCAGAGAAGCUGGGGGCGCAGGGCUGGGAGUUCACCUUCACGGCGAGCUUUGUGGAAAUUUACAACGAGGGCCUGCGGGACCUGCUUUACUCUGGCAAGGCCAGCAAGAGGCCCGAGCACGAGAUCCGAAAGUCCGCCAACAACGAGGUGACCAUCACCAACCUCACAUACGAACGGGUCUGCAACGAGGAUCAGGUUCUCCACCUCAUCAUGUUGGCCAAUCAGAAUCGCUCCACGGCUCAGACAAGCCAGAACGACCGCUCCUCCCGCUCCCACUCGGUGUUCCAGCUGGACAUUGAGGGAGUGAACGUUGGCAGGGAUGUCAAGUGCAAGUCCACUCUGUGCAUGGUGGACUUGGCCGGCAGCGAGCGCAUGCUGAAGAGUCAGUCUCAGGGGGAGCGCUUUAAGGAGAUGACCGCCAUCAACGGCUCCCUGUCCAACCUCGGCAUCGUCAUCACCGCGCUGGCCAACAAGGAGAGCUACGUUCCCUACAGGAACUCCAAGCUGACCUACCUGCUGCAGGGCUGCCUGGGAGGCAACAGCAAAACCCUGAUGUUUGUGAACAUCGCUCCAGAGACGGACAGCUUCGGAGAAACGCUGAACUCCUUGAGGUUUGCAAGCAAGGUCAACGACUGCGUGAUUGGAACUGCAAGUGCCAACAGGAAGUAGAGUAGAAAGGUUAAGGCGGUUCUUACUAUUUUUACCUUUUUAUUAAUGAUCACAACGGUUUGCCACACUACGGUGCUGAAUCACUCAGGCAGGGCUCACUCUCACCUUCUGAACAAAUACGAAAUGGAGACGGCAAACCACUUACACUUGUGAAUACAAGCGGCCCCGCAGUCCGAACCGAGCCGGACAACGUGUGCCGUUUGUAGUUAGUAGCGUUGUUUUGGGGAGGUUUGCUCUCAGAUGUCCAGCGCUCUGCUGACCUGUGGGGGCAGUGAUCUCUCACAGAGGCGUUGGGGAUGAUGGAGAAAUGAUGAACGAGCAACCAGCCACUUGCUUGACCGCUGCAGUGACCACACUUCUGAUUAAAAUUCUUUUAAGUACCGGGUAAAACACAAACCAUCAACAAUUUUGAAUGGUUAUUGUAAUAAAGUUUUCAUUCUUUUAGGUCACAUUAUAAUUAAGCUUACUUGUUGUAUAGCAUGUUGAUUCUUAAAGAUACUGUUUGGCAACCAUACUGAGCCCUGUGCAAACCCAAAAUCCUGCUUUAUAAUCUCAGGACUUUCCUUGGUGAUCAUUAAUUCUGGCUUUAACUAUUUAAUCAAGAGGAUGUGUACAUAGGCAUGUGUUUAGUUUGUUGGUCUUUUUAAAUACAUAUAUGGCUCUCAAGGGUCCUUUUAUUCAUGUCAUUGUCUAGUUGACCUUUUCAUUUCCAUUGGACAAAAGUGCAUCAAUAUUCACAUUUUUUUCCAAUUUAUAUAUUUUUUGUGUAACUUGGACAAUAGUUGCAAAUAAAUGCAGUGUGCUUUAACAAA
Pungitius pungitius (ninespine stickleback) is the source of this 2816-nucleotide messenger RNA. RefSeq names its product kinesin family member C1 (gene kifc1). Gene Ontology annotation, molecular function: ATP binding; microtubule binding; microtubule motor activity. The transcript is spliced from 17 exons. Bases 106 to 2004 code for a protein of 632 amino acids. Gene Ontology annotation, biological process: microtubule-based movement. Lineage: Eukaryota; Metazoa; Chordata; Actinopteri; Perciformes; Gasterosteidae. The record is from RefSeq and is a predicted model, not a curated record.